AUGGAAGAAAUGCAGCAGUUCUUUCAAUAUCCUGUGCAAAAGUAUCGUACUCGUAUUGCAGUCAUGCAUCACAAAUCCUGUUCUCAAGGUAAAUCCGCAUUACAAAUUUUAUUUCUGAUGCUGAGGAAAUUUGUAAUGCAUUUAUAGUACGAGUGCGAUACUUUUGCAAAGCAUAUUCAAACCAUGCCUUGGGUCACCGUCCCGUACCGAAAUGUGGAGUGCAGCGGCCGACUCAAGUUGCUCUUUCGGGUGACGGAAGUGCCGAAGCUGGUAUGUGUCAAUUGCCAAACGCUGGAGAUGAUCACCGUGGCCGGUUCUAGAGGUGCAAGUUGUGGCGGUGGUCCACGGCAAUUUUUACACCCGGGCGGUCAGCACGCCAGCUAUCCAGAAGCUGUGCCCAGUACCAGUAGAGCAGCUGGCCCAAAUCGAAUAGCAGAGUGUACGGACCGGCUGCAGUGUAUGGAUCUUCGGAAGCGUUUUGGUCCAGGUGCGGACGCUCUCCUAUGCAUUGAAAAACUAUCGUACUAGUGUUAAACGCAUGACAAUUUUUUUCAAGAAUACAAAUGCAGUCGCAGUUUGUAAAUGCUGUUUUUCUUUAGGCGAAUAUAUCUGUCAUGUAUGACUGCAAGUAGUACUACACUACUGCGAUACUUUUGCAAUGUAUAUCUCGAAGCCUACGACGAUCUAGAUUACACAGAUGCAUCGCACGCUCAAAGUGCUACUGAAUCUUGAGUCUUAAGCUCAACAGCAUGGCCGUGAUGAAAAAGAACGAAUUUUUAGUGGUUUUUCGGAAGCCCCCUACCGAUCCGCUUUCAUGUCCGUUCUUGCAGAGAUUGAUUGUAGGAUCGAUGGUCACAUGACUCACUUUGCAGUGCGAGCACGGGGGGCGCGCCACUGUCUCUGAGCGUGAUGUCGGAAUAAAGAUUGCCACAAGCCGAAUCUGAUCGCGUGACUUAUUUUCUGGCGGCAUUAUCGUCUUCAUACUUCUGAUGUUGUGUCACGACAUGAAGCGCCAUCGCACAAUCAGAACUGCCAAAAAGAUAAGUUGUAAGUUCCCAGAGUCAGAGCAGAAAUGAGUUCAUCAUCAUCCUCAUCAUCGUCAUUGCGCUCUUGUUUAGCUCCGUCCUCCGCUCUCUACCUCACACAUCAAGCUUUCUCAAAAGAAAGCCGGAGCUUAGUUGAUUCGUUUUUUCAGCGAGCGG
Molecule: messenger RNA, 1202 nt
Organism: Amoebophrya sp. A120
Lineage: Eukaryota; Dinophyceae; Syndiniales; Amoebophryaceae
Source: the annotation of a GenBank genome assembly